Molecule: messenger RNA, 1460 nt
Organism: Fukomys damarensis (Damara mole-rat)
Lineage: Eukaryota; Metazoa; Chordata; Mammalia; Rodentia; Bathyergidae
Gene: Serpina11
Product: serpin family A member 11
Exons: 5
Coding region: 104-1348 (414 amino acids)
Biological process (GO): negative regulation of endopeptidase activity
Molecular function (GO): serine-type endopeptidase inhibitor activity
Source: RefSeq, a predicted model, not a curated record
AGCGGGAGUUCUUGCCUUGGAGUCUGAAGUUGGAACUUCAGGUGUUCAACAACCUCUUAGGGGAAACUCAGCCUUCCAAGAGGAAAUCUAAAUAUCCCUGAGAAUGGGCCCAGCUUGGCUGUGGCUGCUAGGAGCCGGGGUCCUGGCCUCUGUCUGCUGUCAGCCAUUUCCUGCGCAUGGAGAUAAGAGCCACACGGUGCCUCAGUCCCCCAGUCAUGCAGAGCCAGCUCAUGCCUACCACAAAGUUGCACCCACCAUUACCAGCUUUGCUUUGCGUCUGUAUAAGCAGCUGGCGGAACACACCCCAGGAAACAUUCUCUUCUCCCCAGUGAGCCUCUCCAGUACCCUGGCCCUGCUGGCCCUUGGAGCCCACGGUGACACCCAGACGGAGAUCCUGGAGGGCCUUGGCUUCAACCUCACAGAGACCCCAAGCACCGACAUCCACCAGGGCUUCCAGAGCCUCCUGCACACCCUUGACUUGCCCAGCCCCAAACUCGAACUAAAGGUGGGAAACUCUUUGUUCCUAGACAAGCAGCUGAAGCCUCAGCAGCACUUUUUGGACAGCGUCAAGGAGCUGUAUGGAGCUCUGGCUUUCUCUGCCAACUUCAUGGAUUCUGCCACAACCGGAAGGCAGAUCAAGGAGUUUGUGAGAAAGCAGACUUACGGGCAAGUCUCCGACUGCUUUCAGGAGCUGGGCCACGACACACACAUGGUUUUCUUGAAUUACAUCUUCUUCAAAGCCAAGUGGAAGCAUCCUUUCGAUCGCUACCAUACCCGGAAGCAGGAGCGAUUCUCUGCGGACGCGCCCAUGAUGCAGCAGCGGGAGAUGCACAGGUUCCUCUACGACCAGCAGGUGGCGUGCACCGUGCUCCAGAUCGAGUACAGCGGAAACGCGCUGCUGCUGCUGGUGCUGCCCGACCCGGGGAAGAUGAGGCAGGCGGAGGCCGCUCUGCAGCCUGAGACUCUGCGGAGGUGGGGCCAGCGCUUCCAGCCCAGCCUGCUGGAUUUGCACUUGCCAAGGUUUUCAAUUUCUGGAACUUAUAACCUGGAAGAGAUCCUUCCCCAGAUGGGUCUCACCAACAUAUUCGACUUGGGAGCUGACUUUUCGAGAAUCACUGGGCAUCUCAACAGAUCCAUCUCCCAGGUGUCGCACAAGGUGGUGGUGGACAUGAACGAGAAGGGAACCGAGGUAGGGGCUGCCUCAGGCCUCCUCUCCCAGCCGCCAGCCCUGAACAUGACCUCGGUGCCCUAUGCCCCCUUCAACAGGCCUUUCUUGCUGCUGCUGUGGGAGGUGACCACCCAGAGCCUGCUCUUCCUGGGCAGAGUGGUCAACCCGGUUGCAGGGUGACCAUGCCGGGAGGUCAGGGAUGUCUCCUGUCCCCUCACCAGACAGGAAGGCCAGCCCCAGCCUGCACUGCAGUGCACCGGUGUGCUCAGACACUAAUAAAGUCGGAUUUGUG